Molecule: messenger RNA, 2511 nt
Organism: Sorex fumeus (smoky shrew)
Lineage: Eukaryota; Metazoa; Chordata; Mammalia; Eulipotyphla; Soricidae
Gene: MMEL1
Product: membrane metalloendopeptidase like 1
Exons: 22
Coding region: 39-2303 (754 amino acids)
Biological process (GO): protein processing
Cellular component (GO): plasma membrane
Molecular function (GO): metalloendopeptidase activity
Source: RefSeq, a predicted model, not a curated record
AGCCCUCAGCCGCGCGCUUUCCGGUGCAGAGCCGAGUGAUGCGGGAGCCGGAGAGUCCGGAGGGAACGCCGGAGCUGGCCCGCCGCUGGGGGCAGAAGCGCCGGGGCCUGCUGGAGGCGGCGCUGCUGCUGCUGCUGCUGCUGGCGGCGGGCGCGCUGCUGGGCCUGGGCCUCCGGCUCGCGCGCGGCAGAGCUGUCAAAGACCUGAAGAGCGAUGUGGGAGAAAUCUGCACCACCCGGGGCUGUGUGCUGGCAGCGGCCAGAAUCCUCCAGAACAUGGACCAGACCCAGGAACCGUGUGACGAUUUCUACCAGUACGCCUGUGGGGGCUGGCUGAGGCACCACGUGAUCCCCGAGACAAACUCCCGCUACAGCGUGUUCGACAUUCUACGGGACAAGCUGGAAGUCAUCCUCAAAGGGGUGCUGGAGAACUCCACGACCGAGGACAGGCCAGCCAUUCAGAAGGCCAAGACGCUGUACCGCUCCUGCAUGAACGAGAGCUUGAUAGAGCAGCGAGACUCGCAGCCACUGCUGGACGUCAUCCAAGAGGUGGGCGACUGGCCGGUGGCCACGGACAAGUGGAACGAAUCCGUAGAGCCCACCUGGGGGCUGGAGCAGCAGCUGGCGGUGCUGAACUCGCGGUUCAACCGGCGCGUCCUCAUCGACCUCUUCAUCUGGAAUGACGACCAGAACUCCAGCCGCCACAUCAUCUACAUAGACCAGCCUGCCCUGGGCAUGCCCACCCGAGAGUACUACUUCAGCGAUGGCAUCAACCAGAAGGUGCGGGACGCUUACCUGCAGUUCAUGAUGUCGGUGGCCGCGAUGCUGCGUGCGGACAGGAAGCUGCCUGAGGACAGCCGCCUGGUGGAGAGGGACAUGGUGCAGGUGCUGAUGCUGGAGACACAGCUGGCCAAUGCCACUGUCCCCCAGGAGGAGAGACAUGAUGUCACCACCCUGUACCACCGCAUGGACCUGGAGCAGCUGCAGGACAGGUUCAACCUGAAGGGGUUCAACUGGACGCUCUUCAUAAGGAUGGUGCUGUCCUCUGCCAAUAUCCCGCUGCUGCCCGACGAGCAGGUGGUGGUGUAUGGAGUGCCCUACCUGCAGAGCCUGGAGGACAUCAUCGACACCUUCUCAGCCAGGACCCUGCAGAACUACCUGGUCUGGCGCCUGAUUCUCGACCGUAUCAGCAGCCUGAGCCAAAGGUUCAGGGAUGCCCGUGCCAACUACCGCAAGACACUGUACGGCACCACCGUGGAGGAGGUGCGUUGGCGGGAGUGCGUCAGCUACGUCAACAGCAACAUGGAGAGCGCCGUGGGUUCCCUCUACGUCCAGCAGGCCUUUCCAGAAGAGAGCAAAAGAGCGGUGCACGAGCUCAUUGACAAGGUGCGGGCAGUGUUCGUGGAGACUCUGGACGAGCUGGGCUGGAUGGACGAGGAGUCCAAGGACAAAGCCCGCGAAAAGGCCAUCAACAUCGGGGAGCAGAUCGGCUAUCCCGAGUACAUUCUGGACAAGUCCAACAAGCACCUGGAUGAGGAGUAUUCCAAUCUGAACUUCUCUGAGGAGCUGUACUUUGAAAACGGGCUACAGAACCUCCAGGCCAGUGCCCAGAGGAGCCUGAAGAAGCUUCGGGAGAAGGUGGACCAGAAUGUCUGGAUCAUCGGGGCCGCCGUGGUCAACGCCUUCUACUCCCCAAACCGGAACCAGAUUGUGUUCCCCGCCGGCAUCCUCCAGCCCCCCUUCUUCAGCAAGGAGCAGCCACAGGCCCUGAACUUCGGGGGCAUUGGGAUGGUGAUCGGGCACGAGAUCACCCACGGCUUUGACGACAACGGCCGCAACUUCGACAAGGACGGAAACAUGCUGGACUGGUGGAGCGACUUCUCGGCCCGCCACUUCCGCAAGCAGUCGGAGUGCAUGGUGCACCAGUACGGGAACUUCUCCUGGGACCUGGCCGAGCAGCAGAGCGUGAACGGGCUCAGCACGCUCGGGGAGAACAUCGCCGACAAUGGAGGGGUGCGGCAGGCCUACAAGGCGUAUCUCAAGUGGAUUUCCGAGGGCGGCAAAGACCAGCAACUGCCUGGGCUGGCACUCACCUACGACCAGCUGUUCUUCAUCAACUACGCCCAGGUGUGGUGCGGCUCCUACCGGCCCGAGUUUGCCAUCCAGUCCAUCAAGACUGACGUGCACAGCCCCCUGAAGUACCGGGUGCUGGGCUCACUGCAGAACCUGGCCGCCUUCUCCGAAGCCUUCCAGUGCGCCCAGGGCACCCCCAUGCACCCGGAGGACCGCUGCCGUGUCUGGUAGUCAAGGCCACGCGCAUCGGCCCCCACUGCACCCCACCAUGGACCAGGUGGCCAGCCUGCUCGGCGCCCCUGACCGCCACGGACCCCCGCGCCCUGGAGCGGACGGGGGCGUCUGCCCGGCCGCGCAGCCCGGACGUGCCUCCCGCCCCUCUGCGCAAACGCUCAGCGCCCAGAGCUUCCACUGAGUCAAGUAAAACUUUCAAACAGUC